Perca fluviatilis (European perch) is the source of this 1571-nucleotide messenger RNA. RefSeq names its product galectin-6-like. The record is from RefSeq and is a predicted model, not a curated record. The transcript has 14 exons. The coding region runs from base 261 to 1397 and encodes 378 amino acids. NCBI's taxonomy places the organism in Eukaryota, Metazoa, Chordata, Actinopteri, Perciformes, Percidae. Gene Ontology annotation, molecular function: carbohydrate binding.
ACACACACACACACACACACACACACACACACACACACACAUUUAACACUGUCUUUUGUUGUAAUGUGCCACUCCUCUGCCGGGUCAACGGUUAAUGGGCAUCUUGUGCUUCCUAAGUCAACAUGGUGAUGCAGCCCUGGGCUUGGUACCCUGCUCUGCCCCUCCCGUAUUACUUGUAUAAAACAAGGCCUCCAGCAGAGAUCAGUUCCUGACAAAACCCUCCUGAUUCUGUCUGCCCGUCCGUCUCACCGACUGCUGCCAUGUCGUUUGUUGCUCCUCCUGGCUAUCAGCCAAUCUACGGCCCUAGAAUUCCGUAUCUGGGGCCAAUUUAUGGAGGCCUGAGGGAAGGGGUGUCCAUUUACAUCCAGGGGUCCAUUCCUGAGAACAUUACCAGGUUCUUAAUCAACCUGCUCUGCGGCGAGUCUGAGUCCAGCGACAUCGCCCUCCACUUUAACCCUCGAUUUGACGGCCGGGACAAGGUGGUCUUUAACUCUUGUCAGGGGGGAUCCUGGGGUUCUGAGAACAAGAUCCGUGAUAUGCCCUUCAGGAAAGGCCAGGCCUUUGAAAUGGUCAUCAUGGUCAAUUCACAGGGCUACCAGAUUAAAGUCAAUGGGAAUGACUUCCACACCUUCGAACAUCGUCUCCCUUUGAACAGGGUUUGCGCAUUGCAGAUCGCAGGAGAUGUUUCCAUCCAGACAAUUAACAUCAUAGGGGGUGGAAUGGGAGGAGGAAUGGGAGGAGGAAUGGGAGGAGGAAUGGAAGGAGGAAUGGGAGUAAGAUUAACAUGUUCAUCACCCACUGUUCAACAGGGAGGAUAUCCAGGAGGUGGCAUGGGGGGAGGAUACCCAGGUGGCAUGGGAGGAGGAAUGGGAGGAGGAGUGGAAGGAGGAUAUCCAGGAGGUGGCAUGGGGGGCGGAUAUCCAGGAGGAAUGGGAGGUGGUAUGGGGGGAGGAUCAAGCCUGCCGGGCAUGGGCGGGCAGCCGGUCUACAAUCCUCCUGUGCCCUACUCCAACAUGAUCCCAGGAGGGAUGUACCCUAAGCGGACCAUCAUCAUCAGAGGCAUGGUGCCCAAUGGAGCAGAAAAAAUCGCCAUCAACUUUAAGGUGAGCCGAUCUCGGGACAUUGCCUUCCACAUGAACCCCAGGGUGAGAGAGGGCAUCGUGGUGAGGAACAGCAUGAUUGGAGGUAACUGGGGCCAGGAGGACAGAGAACCCAGCUUGAACCCCUUCAUGGAGGGACAGUACUUUGAUAUGUCGGUUCGCUGCGGGAACCAGAGGUUCAAGGUGUUUGUGAAUGGGCAGCACUUGUUCGACUUUGUCCACCGCCUGCAGUCCUUUAAUGAGGUCGACAUGCUGGAGAUAGAAGGCGACGUGCAGAUCUCCUACAUCCACUUCUGAGACCACACACACCUUUUAGACACUAUAAAUUCUGUACAUUAUUCAUCUAUUUCAUGGUUUUUUUUGUGUUUAGAUGAUAUUUCGGAGGAUAUGUCAGCCACUGUGUUAUCUCAGGUUCUUAAUCUUCCUGCUGUGUGAUCAUAAAUCUUAAUUCCACGAAACGUUACCUCAUCG